AUGAAAAUAUUAUUUCUCCUUUCUGCUGUUCUGAUUUCUUCGGCCUUGGCCGUUCCUUCUCACCACACCACAAAAAUCGGAGAAAAAACCACUAUCGAAAUUGCCGAUGAAAAAGUGAAGUCUUUCUCAAGAAGUUCAGGAUUUGGAACUCUUCAAACUUAUGAUGUUGAAGGGCCAAAUAAGAACAAAUGGAUUGAUGACGUAAGAUUUGAAAAUUGUAGACUAAAUUUAUGUAGAUCCCAUUUUUUUCUAGAAAGGAAAAACCGUCGGUGACCCAAAAAACUACGAAUUCAAGCCGCCUGGAAGUUUGAUCAUCAAAAAAGUAUCAUCAAUCGAUGAGGGACAUUAUGAUUAUAUUCCACUUGUUCCACCAAAACCCCUUGAUUUGCCACCAGGAAUUCAUGUUGAUCCAGGAGUCACAGGUGUUACUGUCAAUGUUUUCCCAGCAAGAAAAUAA
Caenorhabditis angaria is the source of this 457-nucleotide messenger RNA. The record is from the annotation of a GenBank genome assembly. NCBI's taxonomy places the organism in Eukaryota, Metazoa, Nematoda, Chromadorea, Rhabditida, Rhabditidae.